AUGCGCUCCAGCAUCGCCUGCAUCCGCUGCCGCCGAUCAAAAGUAAAAUGCGUCAACAGCGGCGUGGGAACAACAUGUCGCGCAUGUGAGAACUCGGGCCGAGAAUGCACAUAUCCGUCACCCGUGACGAGUGGUGGUGGUGGGAGUCGGCGGCGGGAUAGCUUGCCGAGCCGGACAGAUGCAUAUGGAGAUGUCGAGAGACGGCAGAGGCCGAGAAAGAGCACGCAGACGUUUGCUGCGAAUCCCAUGUCGGCUUCAAGGGAGAGUCCUAGGCCGAGACUGGAUGCGUUGGAUUCGAGAUUGCUUACGCCGACGGUGUGGCAGGAGCUGUUUGAUAUCUUUCAGACGCAUUACUCUGCGGACCUUCCGUUUUUGCACCCGCCGACGUUUUUGAAGCCGUUGAGGAGUGCUCAUCAGCAGAGUAUGCAUCCGUCUUCAGGCGAGCCAACAAGUCCGAGACCACCGGCAUCGACGGAGUUCCUCAUGGCUUUUCUGGCAUUGACUGCUCGUUUCCAUCCAAAGCUUGUUGCACAUCACUCGCCACCCACAUCAACUCGACCCAGCAAUCCACUGAUAGCUUCCGAGUACUAUGCUGCUGCCGCGAACGAGCGUGUGGCAAAUCUUUGGAUGGACAACAAAGGUCACGACAUCGAGCGAACACAGGCGAUAUUGAUGCUGGGACUGCACGAGUGGGGUAUGUGUAGAGGUGCGAAGGCGUGGUUGGCGAUUGGUACGGCCAUCCGAGCUGCUCAGGCGAUGGGUCUGCAAUACGAAUUGGACCUGGAUGAUGAACCGAUGUCUCGCUCGUUGGCAUUGAAUGGCGAAGCUGAGCGGAUGGGCGUCGAUUCGAGUCGCAAAGGCUCGUCAGCAGAGGCGAUGGGCGAAGAUGCGUUCAUCCAGCAGGAAAUCCGACGACGAACGUUUUGGAGUUGCUACAUAAUGGAUCGUUAUCUCAGCAGUGGGAAGUAUCGACCGCAAAUGCUUCACGCAAGAGAGCUUCGCAUUCAGCUACCCGCCAGUGAACGAUCUUUUCUUUUUGCCGAGAAAGUGCGUACUCUCAUGUUGGGAGAGGAAGACAAGACCACUGCCGGUACUGGAAGGGCAGAAGUUCAGCACCAUCGUCAGCAGUCGGUGAUGCGUGGCACAUCAACACCGGAGCCGAGUGCAGCAUCCUCACCGCAGAAACAGUCUCAGCAGGAGACGGAAGAGGAAAAGGGGCGUCUCGAGACUGGAGCGGAUGAGGGCCUGGUCAGCCGAUACGUGAAGAUUCUUGAAAUCUACGGCAAGGUGAUCAAAUGGUCCUGCUCUGGAGGGAGGAGGACUGAAGAGCAUCCGCCUUGGGAUCCGCGCUCAGAAUUUUAUAAGUUACGUCGACAGUGCUCGGAGUUCAAGACCAGUCUUCCACGGCAGAAUGGUCUCACAGCACAGAACACUCAGGCACACAUCAGCUUGAAAACAUCGACACCUUACACACUCGUGCAUACUGUCUAUCUGCUAUGCCAAAUCAUGCUCCAUCGCGAGUAUGUGCCCUUCAUACCGAUCCGCUGCUCAAAACCCGAAGGCCCUUUGGAUGCACCCACAUUUCCUCCGGAUAAGUUCCAGAUCCCACCAGGCUUUUGGGAGGAAAGCGCCCGCGACUGUUUUCGGUCGGCUCGCGAGAUCAUGGAUCUUGUCAGAACUUGCCAGGAGUGGAACGCUCUUGUCGAAACGCCGAUUGUCGGAUUUGCCAUAUAUACCGUUGCGUUUGUUGGAGUCUACUGCAUCAACUUCCCUUGGAUGGAUCCUGCCGGCUACAUGUGUACCCGACCGGAAUCUUCUGACACGCCGUCGAACUCGAAACAGAGCGAAAGCAAAGGUUUCGAAGCUGCACGCAAGGCCUUGGAGAUGAUUGGGCAGAUGCGGUCCAAACUACAGAUGGCUGAUGGCUGGUUCAAGACCAUCAAUCGCAUGCAUAAAUACUUCCGAAAGCUGAAGAGCGAUUACCGGAAGUCUGCCCAGGCGAUGGAGAGCUCGUCGGAAGGCGACAGUCCCGUCAGCACUCGGCAUCUCAGUCUUCGUGAAGGAGGCACUGGUGGCGGUCUGGAUGAGUUCAAGCUGCUUGAGCGGACAUUACACGAAUUUGGAAAUCUCGAGGAUGAGGACGUCGAGAUGACAGAUGGUCACGGCAAUGACUCCAGACCUCUUGACGCGGUCUACGACGAUAGCAGCGCCGGAUCUACCGUUAAGAGUGAAGAGCCCGGCGAUCGCGUUGCACCGGCCAGUGGACCGACCAGGCCCGACAGUGGCGCUUGGAGUGCCAUUAAUGCGGCGCCGAGCGCUUCCGCUGGUGCCGCGAGUACAGCAGCACAGGUCAAUGGCCAUUUCCGAAGUUAUGAAUCUUACCCGCAGCAGCACCAGCAACAUUCACAAAGCCCAUCACAACCAUCACACCAUUACGCUCAACAGAUUAACGGUUUCCGGCCGUCAUUCUCCGAAACACCUUCAGGAGCGCCUCCGAGUCUCACCUCGACAUCCGCUACUGGCACGACUCCUGGAUCGCAGCCUUCUCCACCCUUCGACCGCCAUCAACCAACAUCAUACGGCACUUGGCAGGCUCAAAACACCUCCUACUCCAUGCAGCCGCCACCAUCAAACCCAUACACCAACGGAAUCAGCCAUCACGCGCAGCACCAUUCCGCAACACCCGUAGGAAUGAGCCACUCCCUCUACCCAACUCCAUCUCACUCCGUCCAUCCCUCGCAACAAAUGCAACAUCCUCCACCGCAUGGUCUUCCUCAGCAGCAAGCUUGGGAUCCCACGACCAAGGAAGCUUGGCUGAAUAGUAUCGAUACACGCUUGGGUGGUGAUGAUAUUGCUGCUUUUGUUGAUGGAGGGGAGUUUGCGGAUUGGGCGAAUUUGGCGGCUACGCAGGGGUUUGGUGGGGGGUGGUUGAGUACUGUUUGGGGAGGUGGUGGUGGGGGAGGAGGGUGA
Molecule: messenger RNA, 2970 nt
Organism: Zymoseptoria tritici IPO323
Lineage: Eukaryota; Fungi; Ascomycota; Dothideomycetes; Mycosphaerellales; Mycosphaerellaceae
Exons: 2
Coding region: 1-2970 (989 amino acids)
Biological process (GO): regulation of DNA-templated transcription; DNA-templated transcription
Cellular component (GO): nucleus
Molecular function (GO): zinc ion binding; DNA-binding transcription factor activity, RNA polymerase II-specific; DNA binding
Source: RefSeq, a predicted model, not a curated record